AUGGACCAGGAAUUUUCAUUAGUUAAAAACCUUGAGACGCAGCUAAAGAGACUAUGCAACGAGAUUGUAGACCUCGAAGAUACAAAAAAUGAAAUGGAGCUGUUAGAGUAUCAAGAGAUGAAAGCUGAGUUUCUAGACCAAAGCAAGGAAUUCACAGAGACAUUAGAAAGGAUGAAUAAAGGAGAUUUGAGUGUUAAUAACAGAGUUACAGUACUAAAGCAUGAACUACGUAAUGUUAUUGCUAAAUCCUUUAAUACACUAGAGAUUAUCAAGAUUUUUGGAUAUAAGUUAGAAGAUGAGCUUGAGAAGCAGUUGAAUUCAUUAAAUGAGGACUAUAAGUUAAAGAGAAUCGGUAAAGAGGAAAUGGAAGUAAAAAGACUAGAAAUUUUGAACAAAUUAAAACAUCAGAAUGAGCACAAACUUACCAAGGAAGACUUGGACUUCUUAGAGUCUAAAUCACGACAAGAACUGUCUCAACUCGAUUUUCUUGAAUAA
Molecule: messenger RNA, 495 nt
Organism: Chironomus riparius
Lineage: Eukaryota; Metazoa; Arthropoda; Insecta; Diptera; Chironomidae
Source: the annotation of a GenBank genome assembly